AUGUCAGCACAUGGCUCGGCCGUCUCCUCCAAUAGCAGCGGGGUUGCAUCUGACAGCGAUGCAGAACAAGAGGGCUUGCAGGCCUUCACCGUUUCUUCUUCAUCCUCCUCCUCAAGCGGGCAUGUCCCACACGAGGAGACUGACGAUGAUGUCAUUUUGCAGGACAAUCUUGCACGGUACUGUUUGGAAAACUUUGAGGCGGGUGUCAAGGAUCAUACCCUCGAGCAGUUGCACUUGCCUGACGAGUGGAUUGAGGAGAUCAAAAUCACCUGGCACGACUUUAUCGAGAAGGCUGGCUCCAGGCAGGCAGCUGGAGAAGCAGUCUGGGAUGCAAUUAUGGAGCUCUCGCCUGGCAUUCGGAAAGCCUUCAGCUUUGCUCGGCAAGUGUUUGCCAUGCGUUUCAUCAACGGCACAAGCAGCAUCAUCACGGAUUGUGGUGAGCCGCGGACUUUAAAGGACAAGGCCGAGAGGCUUGCCUUCCAGCAUAUUGAUACUGUCGACCGUGACUAUGUAGAGACCUUCAGCAAUGGUAUAGCAGUGGCCAUGGAUGGUAUACUGGGCCGCCGCUUCUCGCAGCUCUCCUACCAAAGCUUUCGGGUUCUCUGGAACUACAUCGGCGGGGUUUUCUUGUACGUGAAACGCGAGUACGGCGGCAGAGUCAAGCGAAUCAUCAAAAGUUGGCAGGUCACGAACAAGAACGUGGGCAAGGAUCCUGCAACGGAGAGCGUUGGCAAGGAUCUUCCUGCAGCUUCAACGCAAAGUGAGGAGGCACCUGGGUCCCGGGAAGCGAAAAGCCAGAAGAGGAUACAGACUCCAGAGACCUUCAAGGACAUGUUCAUGUUUAAUGCUUCAAUCAUGGGCUUUACAGACUCGGAGUGGAUGAGCUCUACUCUGGAUGCCCUUGGAGCUAUGGCCACCAACGCCGACAAGCCCUACCGAGUACAGGAAGAGUGCCACGUCUUGGCCUUGGUUCUUUGCCGGAAGUACUUGAAAGGAAAGCAAAAGCUCUCCUUGGCCCCUUUCAAGGCGGUUCUGCGACUUGGACCGAACAUUCAACUCAACCCACGCCCUGCGAUGGGAUCAGAAGCCUAA
This is a messenger RNA of Symbiodinium natans, 1092 nucleotides long. The record is from the annotation of a GenBank genome assembly. Lineage: Eukaryota; Dinophyceae; Suessiales; Symbiodiniaceae.